UCGUCACGGUCACGCUGGUCACACUGUCUACAGAGUCGAAAUUUUUUAUAUAGGCAAUUUUGUUAAUAAAUUAGACAAUUUAAUCAAUUUCGUGCGUGCGUGGUGUGUCAGAGAGGAGUUGACCGCCAGGUAACAUACUCCCCUUGCCGUCGGGCAUCGUGGUGGCUGUGCUGGCAAAGCUUUUGUGUGCCAAUUUCAUCAUUAACAAUUUCGUCAUUGCACACGUGUCUGCUAGUUUGUGAUAGUCCUUCGGGGACGGAAACGGGCGAAUACCAAGCGUCGCCAGCUGUCCAACUCGGACGUGCCCUUUGGGCAACUAGGAAAAGGAAAUAUAUAUAUUUUUGGAGCUAUAACCAAACGCGUGAGCGCUGAGCACGCUAAUUAGGGAAGGGGAAGCGCUGCUGGGCAGUGGCAGCGGGAGAGUGGCCAUGGCUGAGUACUGGCAGCAGACCAAUGGCGCAGGCGGAGGACCGGCCAACAAUGAAUCCUCAACGCGUUCGUCGUCGUCGCGCGCCUGCAAUGGCGAUGGCCGUGAUGGCACCCCGGCAGCGGCGGCUGCGACGGCUGCGACGGAUGCCAACAGAAACAGCAACAGCAACGGCAACGGGGGCGGCGGCAGCAACAACAACUAUGUGAGUUUCAAUCAGUUCAUCAUGCAGCACAAUCUGGCAGCCAACACGGGCGCAUUGCCUUACCAUCUCCUGGCUAACAACGCGAAUUACACCGUCGGUGGGGGCGGAGGCGCCUUCGGACUAACGCCGUCCUCCUCGGAGAGCACCGCCGCCGGUGGCGAUGUUUCAAAUAGCUUUGGAAAUUUCUAUUCGCAGCCGGCGGUAUUCCCUCCGCCAUAUCAAAAUGGCGAUGGUGUCGCCGCCAGUUCGGCGGCAUUCGGCAACAGCUACGGGGUGGGAAACAUGCAGAUGCAGGGCCCCUUCUCCAAUCUGUACACGCCUUUUGGCAACAAUCCGUUUGACUUUAGCGCCUCCAAGCUGCAGGCAUCCGCCCCAGAGUUUGUGCCUAACAUGUUGAAGCUGAGCCUGGAGGAGUCCUCUGGCCUGACGAACGGCAAUAGCACUGCCAGCUUUGAAACUGCCAUCAGCGAGGGCGCACCACAGCGUCCAGAUCUACAGGGAGCCGCCGACCAUCGGGGCAGCUCCACAGGAGGCGGAGGCGGAGGCGGCGGACCAAAGCCAAGAUCCAAUCACAAUUAUGCCUUGCCCACCGAACGGGAUCGUGAUAGAGAGCGGGAUCGUGACAGAGAGCGGGACCGUGACAGAGAGCGAGAACGUGAGCGCGACCGCGAUCGGGAUCGCGACCGAGAUCGGGAUCGGGAUCGUGAGAGAGAUUUUCGGUCUGGCGGCAACCGUCAGCAGCGUCGCGGUGACUAUCGCGAUGAUCGCGAGGAUCGAUACGACCGCAACGAUCGCAACGAACGCAACAAGAAGCCACAGAAGCAACAGCGCUAUGACAAUCAUCGCAGCAACAAGAGACGCGACGACUGGAACAGGAAUCGGGAUCGCAUCAACGGCUUUCCGAGAGCCGUCGAUGACCUAGACACGAGCAAUGAGAGCGCCCAUCCCUCGCCCGAGAAGCAGCAGCAGCAGCAGCAACAGAUAUCGCCACGCCGUGCCACGCUGCCACCGCCGCCGCCGCCAGACAAUGAGAAGCUCUCGCAGCGGGAGAAACUGAUCCGAGACAUCGAACAGCGGCGAUUGGAGUGCCUCGUCUGUGUGGAGACCAUCAAGUCACACCACUCGACGUGGUCGUGCCAGAACUGCUACCACGUCAUCCAUCUGAAGUGCACCAUCACGUGGGCGAGCAGCUCCAAGUCGGAUGUGGGCUGGCGGUGUCCCGCCUGCCAGAAUGUGCUGCAGGAUUUGCCCCGCGAGUAUCUGUGCUUCUGCGGCAAGCUCAAGAAUCCGACAGUGUCGCGCAACGAGCUGGCCCACAGCUGCGGCGAGGUGUGCUGCCGCAUCGAGGGAUGUAGUCAUGCGUGCACCCUGCUGUGCCAUCCGGGACCCUGUCCGCCGUGCCAGGCGAAUGUCGUGAGGAGCUGCGGCUGCGGCCGAAGCUCACAGACGAUGCAGUGCGCCAUGAAGGAGGAGCUGAAGUGCGGCGAGAUCUGCGACAAGAUAUUAAACUGCGGCGAGCAUCACUGCAAGGAGGAGUGCCACGCGGGCAAGUGUGCCGCCUGCCCGGAGCAAGUGGAGCAGCACUGCCACUGCGGCAAGCAGGAGCGUCAGGUGCAGUGCACGCGCGAGAGCCUCGACAAGCGCAACUACUCGUGCAAGGACAGCUGCGGCCAGCCGCUGCCCUGUGGCAAUCACAAGUGCAAGGAUUCCUGUCACGCCGGAAACUGCAGACCCUGCAAACUGAGUCCCGAGCAGAUAACCAGCUGUCCCUGCGGCAAGAUGCCCGUGCCGGCUGAGCAGCGCUCGAGCUGCCUGGAUGCCAUACCCACCUGCGAGGGUAUCUGCUCGCGAACGCUGCGCUGCGGCAAGCCAGCCCAUCCGCAUCAGUGUGGCAGCAAGUGCCAUCUGGGGCAGUGUCCGCCGUGUCCCAAGCAGACGGCUGUUAAGUGCCGGUGCGGCCACAUGGACCAGAUGAUCAAGUGCCGCCAGCUGUCCAGUCGAGCGGACGAUGCCCGCUGCAAGAAGCGCUGCAUCAAGAAGCGCAGCUGUGGCAAGCACAAGUGCAAUGCCGAGUGCUGCAUCGACAUCGAUCACGCCUGUCCGCUGCCGUGCAACCGCACGCUGAGCUGUGGCAAGCACAAGUGCGACCAGCCCUGUCAUCGCGGCAAUUGUCCGCCCUGCUAUCGCAGCAGCUUCGAGGAGCUCUAUUGUGAGUGCGGAGCGGAGGUGAUCUAUCCGCCAGUGCCCUGCGGCACCAAGAAACCGCUGUGCAAGCGUCCGUGCUCGCGCCAGCAUCCGUGCGACCAUACACCGCAGCACAAUUGUCAUUCGGCGGCCACCUGCCCGCCCUGCAUGAUGUUCACCACAAAGUGGUGCCACGGCAACCACGAACAACGCAAAACCAUUCCCUGCUCCCAGGAGAGCUUCAGCUGUGGACUGUCCUGCGGCAAGCCCCUGCCCUGUGGCCGUCACAAAUGCAUCAAGCCCUGCCACGAGGGCCCCUGUCAAUCAUCGGCUAGCGAGAUUUGCCGCCAGAGCUGCACCAAGCCGCGCACGCUCUGCGGCCACAAGUGUGCGGCUGCCUGCCACGAGGGCGCCUGCCCGGAGACACCAUGCAAGGAGCUGGUGGAGGUGCAGUGCGAGUGCGGCAACCGUAAGCUGAGUCGCAGCUGCCAGGAGCUGGCCCGCGAGCACAGUCGCAUUGCCACCGCCCAGCUGGCCUCCUCCAUGGCCGAGAUGUCGCGCGGCAACUACAUGGAGCUCAGCGAGAUUCUGGCACCGGCCAAGGUCAACAAGUCGAACAGAACGCUGGACUGCAACGAUGAGUGUCGCGUGCUGGAAAGGAAUCGCCGCCUGGCACAGGCCCUGCAGUCGCGCAAUCCGGACACGCAGCAGAAAUCUCUGACCAAGUAUUCAGAGUUCUUGCGGGGAUUCGCCAAACGGAAUCAGGCGCUGACCAAGAGCGUGUACGAGACGUUGACAGAUCUGGUGAAGCUGGCCAAGGAGAGCAAGCAGCGGUCGCGCAGUCACUCCUUCCCCACCAUGAACCGGGAGAAGCGGCAGAUGGUGCACGAGCUGUGCGAGAUAUUCGGCAUUGAGUCGGUGUCGUAUGACAAGGAGCCCAAUCGCAAUGUGGUGGCCACCGCACACAAGGAAAGGUGCUGGCUGCCUGCCACAAGCAUUAUGGAGGUGUUGGCCCGUGAGUCCGGACAGCGACGCGUUCCCGUGCCCAGCAAUAAUGCUUGGGGCCUGAAAAAGUAGCUCUGAAUCUGCAUCUGCAUCUGCAACUGAAUCGGAAACGGAAUCAGGAAUCAGGAAUAGUUUGUGCACUUAUACACACACACACACACAGACACAGACACACACAUAACAUUAAUCGUUGGCGCUGGAUAUUACAUAUAUUAUAUAGAAUUGGAAUGAGAGUUAUAGCAUGGAUAAUGGAUGCAGGAUGCAGGAUAGGAUCCAGGAAGCAGCAAGCAGGAAACAGGAAGCGCUACGAAGACAAUACACAAAACGAUUGGCAGGCCUUUUUUGGCCCAUUUCAUGAAAUAUUUUGUAUAAUGUUGAACCGUAGAGAAACGCGCCCGCCCGCCCGUCUGUCUGUCUGUCUGUUGAAACCCUGAAUGGAGAAUGGAGAUGGAGAUGGCGAUCUAUCUGGAUACGACGAUGAUUGGGAUGUCGAUGAUGGAUUGAAGAGUUAAAAAAUGCUGUUAACCAACCUGUUGAACUGUUGUACGAUGAAUUUAACUGAAAAUGAAAGAACCUUCUGGCCGCGUUGCAUAUAUAAAGAAAUAACAGAUCACAAAAUGGAUUAGAUACAUAUGUAUA
This is a messenger RNA of Drosophila obscura, 4460 nucleotides long. RefSeq names its product protein shuttle craft (gene stc). NCBI's taxonomy places the organism in Eukaryota, Metazoa, Arthropoda, Insecta, Diptera, Drosophilidae. Gene Ontology annotation, cellular component: nucleus. Bases 429 to 3893 code for a protein of 1154 amino acids. The transcript is spliced from 5 exons. The record is from RefSeq and is a predicted model, not a curated record. Gene Ontology annotation, molecular function: zinc ion binding; DNA-binding transcription factor activity, RNA polymerase II-specific; RNA polymerase II transcription regulatory region sequence-specific DNA binding. Gene Ontology annotation, biological process: negative regulation of transcription by RNA polymerase II.